UAUUCCUCAGUGCUUGUGUGGGGUUCCUGAAAUUGUGCCAGCUGACUCCAGGUCCACCCUGACCCCACAGCAUAAACCAUGCUGUGAUGUCACAGCUACCAUAGAACUCCAGGGUAGUGUGGGGCUGGCCCAUGUGGGCUCAGGGGUUGUAGAAGGUGAUUUAGCUGCCAUAGAAGCAUACAAGUCAUCAGGAGGAGACAUUGCACGCCAGCUCACCGCAGACGAAGUACGCUUGCUGAACCGUCCUUCUGCCUUUGACGUUGGCUAUACUCUUGUACACUUGGCUAUACGUUUUCAGAGGCAGGAUAUGCUAGCAAUAUUGCUUACAGAGGUGUCUCAACAAGCAGCAAAGUGUAUUCCAGCAAUGGUGUGUCCUGAACUGACAGAACAAAUCCGGAGAGAGAUCGCUGCCUCUCUUCAUCAGAGAAAGGGGGAUUUUGCUUGCUAUUUUCUGACUGACCUUGUAACAUUUACGUUGCCAGCAGAUAUUGAAGAUUUGCCUCCAACAGUCCAAGAAAAAUUAUUUGAUGAGGUGCUUGAUAGAGACGUUCAAAAAGAAUUAGAAGAAGAAUCUCCAAUUAUUAACUGGUCCUUGGAAUUGGCUACACGUUUGGACAGUCGACUAUAUGCACUUUGGAAUCGGACUGCAGGAGACUGCCUACUUGAUUCAGUACUACAGGCUACCUGGGGCAUUUAUGACAAGGACUCGGUGCUUCGGAAAGCCCUGCAUGACAGCCUGCAUGACUGUUCACAUUGGUUUUACACACGCUGGAAAGAUUGGGAAUCAUGGUAUUCUCAGAGCUUUGGUUUACAUUUUUCCUUGAGGGAAGAACAGUGGCAAGAAGACUGGGCAUUUAUACUCUCUCUUGCUAGUCAGGUGAGGAUGCUUCAAGUUUUGUUGCUUCUAUGAGAAAAGUAAACCAUGUAGUCUAAAUUGAUUUAUUUGAGCAAACCAUGUUGGAGGCAAUGUGGGUACAAAGAAAAGAAUGCCUUAUCAGUCAACUUGGGUUCUAGUAAUGUAUCAAAUAAAUACCAUAGCAAGUAUAGUUGACCAUAGCAAGCCCUCACUGCAGAACAGGGAGAGUAAUGUGUGUUUUAUGUUGAAUGAUUAAAAACCAUCAGAAGGUCACACACAGUAGAUAGUCUUGGGAUUGCUCUCCAUUCAUGUGGGAAUGAAUUUUUCCAGGUUUGCUAACACCUUUUAAUUAAUGAAAGCUUCUUGUAACAUGCAACUGUGUAGGCUUGUCCCUUAGACUCUUGGUUUCAUGCUUGGUUUUGUGAAGCACUUCAGUAUACCAAACUGUAAAGUACAAAUAUAUAUUUAUAACGAUUCAUUUUCUUUCCAGAAAGCACUAUGAUUCAUUUGAACUUAGAGAAGGAGGUACCUGGUCUUUGGGCCAUUUGGGCAGGAUUCACAGUGGUUGAUUUAUAUGAGACAUGUACCUCACACCAUGGGUUGUAGCUCGAAGAUGGACCC
Molecule: messenger RNA, 1477 nt
Organism: Cebus imitator (Panamanian white-faced capuchin)
Lineage: Eukaryota; Metazoa; Chordata; Mammalia; Primates; Cebidae
Gene: ZRANB1
Product: zinc finger RANBP2-type containing 1
Exons: 7
Coding region: 308-910 (200 amino acids)
Biological process (GO): protein K33-linked deubiquitination; positive regulation of Wnt signaling pathway; cell migration
Cellular component (GO): nucleus; cytoplasm
Molecular function (GO): K63-linked polyubiquitin modification-dependent protein binding; cysteine-type deubiquitinase activity
Source: RefSeq, a predicted model, not a curated record